Molecule: messenger RNA, 2036 nt
Organism: Phycodurus eques (leafy seadragon)
Lineage: Eukaryota; Metazoa; Chordata; Actinopteri; Syngnathiformes; Syngnathidae
Gene: nit1
Product: nitrilase 1
Exons: 6
Coding region: 157-1101 (314 amino acids)
Molecular function (GO): hydrolase activity, acting on carbon-nitrogen (but not peptide) bonds, in linear amides
Source: RefSeq, a predicted model, not a curated record
UGAAAACACUCACUUUUCGCAUACUCGGUUAGCCAACAAUAUAAACGUACGCGUUAAUGUGUCUGUGUCUCUUUUAUAUUCAAAAUAUUUCUUCUUCUUCCUGCUGGCAGUUAAAGUUUAACAUGGUGCGGAGCGAAUGGGUGAAUCUUUGAGCCAAUGUUGUUCUUCGUGUUUCGGCUGUUGCGACCAUCUGUUGAGAAAAGUGUCCCGCUUUCCGUUUGGACUAUCAAACUACAGAACAGGAUGUCCAGCUCACGCCAUCCGCGGGCUGCCUUGUGUCAGCUUAGUGUCACGGCGGACAAGCGGGCCAACUUGUGCGCAGCCCAAGCGCUGCUGGAGGAGGCAAAGCGACGAGGCGCCAGCGUGGCCUUCCUGCCGGAGGCCUUCGACUACAUCGGCUCCAGUAGGGAGGAGACCCUGGGGCUCUCGGAGACCCUUGCUGGAGAGACAAUGACGCAAUACACACAGAUGGCCAGGAAGUUGGACAUCUGGCUGUCUUUGGGGGGCUUCCAUGAACGAGGAUGUGACUGGGAGUCCGAGCAGCGAAUUUACAACAGCCACAUCGUCAUUAACAAUCAAGGUGAGAUUGUGUCCACCUACAGGAAGUGCCACCUGUUUGACGUGGAGCUUCCUGAAAAGGGCGUCUUGCUCAACGAGAGUGCCUUCACAAUCCCGGGACCCUCGCUGGUAGCACCGGUCCAAACCCCCGUCGGCCAGCUCGGAUUGGGAGUCUGCUACGACUUGAGAUUCCCAGAGUUUUCGCUGGCGUUGCAGAAGAGCGGCGCCGACAUCCUGACGUUCCCGUCGGCCUUCACUGAGGCGACUGGAGCUGCUCACUGGGAGGUGCUGCUCCGGGCGCGAGCCAUUGACAACCAGUGCUACGUUCUGGCUGCGGCGCAGGUCGGCCGACAUCACGACAGGCGCUCCUCUUAUGGCCACGCCCUGGCUGUGGACCCCUGGGGUGUGGUGAUGGCCGACUGCGGGGGAGAGCGAGCGGGCGUGGCGUUGGUGGAGGUCGACCUGGACAAAAUCCGCAGCGUACGCGGCAACAUGCCACUCCGAAAGCACCGCAGGGAUGCCACCUUUUACACCAGCCUGUAGAGAGCAUGUCAUGGGUGAAAUAGUCAAACAUGACAAGACUUCUAGCUCUUUCAUAUCCGAUGGAAACCUGCUGGAGUUUGUAAAAAUAGUAAAUAUUCCUGCGCCUGCAUUGCUGAACAUUUCAACAUAAACAUCCAUCCCUUUGCUAUUGGGUUCGAGGUGAGCUGGAGGCAGUCCUGGCUGACGUGGGGCGUUUCAGGAAAGCCCGCCCGCAAAAGACAAAGUCCAUGAAGCAGCGGCCAAUUAUUUACUUGCAUAUUCAUACGCAUUGUAAAGUUUCAAGUGCAACUCAAUGUCAAUAUUUCAUCCUUGAGAGAGGUGCCGUUAUUUGUCACACACACACACACACAAGCAAAAUAAAAAAAUAAUAAUCAUAAAAAAAUCUCAAUAAAUAUAUAUUGUUGUGAGUGUGUGCAUUAGCUAUACUGUAUGUCGGGUAUUUGUGAAAUGAUUUGAUGAAACUCCCACUGUGGCUUGUGUGUUAACGUCAUGUUCGCUGCAUUACUAAACAAUUUGGUCAUUAGCCAAAUGACAUUCCUCACUACGGUUGUUUUUCUGCGAGUUGUCCUUAUGUGAGUCAUUGCUGCCCCUUUAUUUUCAAAUAGCCACCAAUGCUAACUGCACAACACGAUCAUAUUUGAGUUUUGAGGGUUUUUCUUUUUACAUCUGCGAUGCGCUUAAUCGGAAACGUGAUAUAGCGAGGGAUUACUGAACACCUGGACUGGGUCGCCAGCCAAUCAGAGGACAUUAUCUUGAUUUUCUAUUCGGUGUUUACUUAACACAAAUCGGGAAGAAGUCAAAUACGACCGUAAUUUCUUCGAGAUUGUUUUGUGCAGUUUUGCGACCCGGAAGACCUACUUCUUCAUUAAAGCCGCAAAAAAACAAGCUUGACGUUUCCCGUUGUUUUGUUUUUGUUUACAUACAUCAAAACAAAC